Orbilia oligospora ATCC 24927 is the source of this 3549-nucleotide messenger RNA. RefSeq lists its product as uncharacterized. The record is from RefSeq and is a predicted model, not a curated record. Gene Ontology annotation, biological process: chromosome organization. Gene Ontology annotation, molecular function: ATP binding; protein binding; ATP hydrolysis activity. The transcript is spliced from 14 exons. Gene Ontology annotation, cellular component: chromosome. The coding region runs from base 1 to 3549 and encodes 1182 amino acids. NCBI's taxonomy places the organism in Eukaryota, Fungi, Ascomycota, Orbiliomycetes, Orbiliales, Orbiliaceae.
AUGAGAGUAAUCGAAAUAAUCAUAGACGGCUUCAAGUCGUACGCUGUCCGUACUGUUAUAUCUGGCUGGGACGAGAGCUUCAAUUCAAUUACCGGUCUCAACGGUAGUGGCAAAUCGAAUAUUCUGGAUUCAAUAUGCUUUGUUCUCGGGAUUACCAACAUGAGUACCGUCAGAGCGCAGAAUUUACAGGAUUUAAUCUACAAGCGGGGUCAGGCAGGUGUCACCAAGGCGAGCGUCACCAUCGUUUUCGAUAACAGUGACAAAAAACGAAGUCCCAUUGGGUUUGAGGAACACAACCAAAUAAGCGUUACGAGACAGAUCGUGCUUGGGGGUACAAGCAAGUACCUUAUAAAUGGGCAUCGCGCCCAGCAGCAAACCGUUCAGAAUUUGUUUCAAUCGGUUCAGUUGAACAUCAACAACCCGAACUUCCUCAUUAUGCAAGGAAGAAUUACUAAAGUGCUGAAUAUGAAACCCGAGGAAGUCCUUGCACUCAUCGAAGAAGCUGCGGGCACGAGAAUGUUUGAAGAUAGACGGGACAAAGCCCUUAAAACAAUGGCGAAAAAGGACAAUAAGGUCCAGGAAAUAAACACGUUGUUGCAAGAAGAAAUAGAGCCGAAGCUUGAGAAGCUCAGAUCGGAGAAACGAGCAUUUCUAGACUUUCAGCAAACCCAGUCUGAUCUAGAGAGGCUUUCGAGAGUUGUCAUUGCGCAUGACUAUCUCAAAGGCAAGGAGCGCAUUUCCCGCGCUACGUCCGAUUUCCAGAAGAAGGAAGAUAGGAUCGAUUUUAUUGAGAGUGGGGCCAAGCGGAUGAAACUAGAGAUCAACAAACUCGAAGAAGAUAUCCAAAGAGUAAGGUCUCAGCGAGAUAUGGAACUACGGAAAGGAGGAAGGUUCCAAGAACUAGAGGAAAGGGUAAAAGAGUCCUCACACGAAACAGUCCGCUUGCAAACCCUCUUCGACUUAAAAAAUGUCCAACUCUCAGAAGAGGAAUCGAAGGUCGAUCAGGGCCGAGUCGCGCUGAAUAGUGCCCAGAAUCUUCUCGAAAAUAAAACAAAGGCUUUCGAUGAUCUCAGAGGCGGUCAUGAGGCAGCAAAACAGCACAUUGAACAACUCACCAUGAAUAUGGACAAACAGGAUGAUCUCUUACAGUCGUUGCAAACUGGCGUUGCUGCAAGGGAAGGUCAGCAGUCGGGGUACCAAAGUCAACUCCAAGACGCUAAAAACAGCCUCAGUGCUGCAACUACUGCCCAGGAACAAGCUAGGCUUCGAAUUGCAGAUCUUGAGAAUCGCAUUCGAGAAGAUGAGCCUAGAGCAAAGAAGGCAAUAGAACAGAACGCCGGUCUAUAUCGAAAUUUGGAAACUCUUAAACGUGAGGCCGAUCACAUUCAGAAAAACUUGCAAAGCCUUGGGUACGAAGAAGGCACUGAAGAACGAAUGAAACAAGCCCAGCUGUCUACCCAAUCAAAUAUCCGACAAAUCCAAGAGCAGAUAGAUAAGCUCCGUCGGAAGGUUGCUAGCAUAGAAUUCACAUAUUCUGACCCAGUGGCAAACUUUGAUCGGUCAAAGGUUAAGGGUCUUGUAGCUCAAUUGUUUUCUCUCUCACAGGAUAAGUAUGAAGCGGGAACGGCUUUGGAGAUAUGUGCUGGUGGAAGGCUUUAUAACGUCGUUGUUGAUUCGGAAGUUACGGGUGCUCAGCUGCUUGAGAACGGCCGACUUAGAAAGCGGGUGACGAUCAUACCUUUGAAUAAGAUUAAUGCAUAUCAAGCUGCACAAGAGAGAGUAGAAUCGGCCCACAAACUCGCACCCGGGAAAGUGCACCUCGCGUUAUCUUUGAUUGGGUAUAGUGAAGAAGUUGCGAAGGCAAUGGAAUAUGUAUUCGGCUCUGCACUAGUCUGCGCGAACGCUGAGACGGCACAGCGGGUUACGUUCGAUCCCUCUGUUCGCCUCCUCAGCGUCACAUUGGAUGGAGACGUAUACGACCCCUCCGGAACAUUGUCCGGUGGAAGUGCACCGACAUCUAGUGGGGUUUUGAUUACUCUCCAGGAACUCAAUGUAAUGACACAGCGACUAGAAUCGGAAAAAAUUCAACUUCAAACCAUCCAGGCAAAGAUUGAGGGCGAACGGAAACGUCUAGAUGAAGCAAAGGACUUUGGACAGAAGUUGGACCUUAAGCUUCAUGAGAUCAAAAUCACGGAGGAACAAAUCAACAAUAACUCUUCGUCUAAUAUAAUUCAAGCGGUUAAAGAACGGAGAGGGACCAUAGAAACCCUAAAAAUUGAUAUUGAAAACUAUAAAAAGGCCGAAAUCGAUGCCAUCGGUGAUAUAAAGCGUAUAGGACAAGAUAUGCAAGAUUUCACAAAAAACAAAGACGGGAAGCUUGCCGAACUUCAGAAAUCCGUCGCGGCGGCAAAAUCAGAACUUGGGAGAAAAGUGGAGCAGAUGAAAGCUCUCCAGAAAGAAUAUCAAGGUGCUCGUCUAGAAAUGGAGCAGGCUGGUGGCGAUCUAUCGGCCGCAAAAGAGCAACUCGAGGAAGCCAGCCUAAGUCUUACAUCCCAACAACUUGAAAUACAAAAUCUGGUAGAAGAACAAGCCAGUGUCAAAGCAAGCCACAGAUCGUUGCUCUUAGAGUUAGAGCGAGAGAGGGAUAAACUUAGUGGUUUUGAUGACGAGCUGCAAUCUCUUCAACAGGCGGUGAAGGCCAAAAAUACCAGAAUUGUGGAGGAAGGUCUUGAACUCCAACAACUCAGGCACGAAACUGAGAAAGUUAGGAAGGAGCAAGAAUCUCUGAAACAAGCACUCCAGGCCUUAGAAGACGAAUACGAAUGGAUCCAAGACGAAGAAGAGAACUUCGGGCGUGCAGGAAGCCCCUACGACUUUAAGAACCAAAAUAUACCGGAAUGUAGGGCUUCUUUGAAAAUUAUCAACGAGAGGUUCUUGGGGAUGAAAAAGAAGAUCAACCCAAAGGUUAUGAACAUGAUUGACAGUGUGGAGAAGAAAGAGGUCGCGUUGAAAAGGAUGCUCCAUACCGUUAUUCGUGACAAGGAAAAGAUCACGAAGACUAUAGAGAGCUUAGACGAGUAUAAGCGAGAUGCUCUGAAAAAAACAUGGGAAAAAGUAACAGUUGACUUUGGCCAUAUAUUCUCAGAGUUGUUACCUGGGAGUUUUGCAAAGCUUGAACCUCCAGAAGGCAAGGAUAUUACUGAAGGGCUUGAAGUAAAAGUUUCCCUUGGAAAAGUCUGGAAGCAGAGUUUGACGGAGCUGAGUGGUGGCCAAAGGUCGCUGAUUGCAUUGUCGCUGAUUUUGGCAUUGCUUCAAUUUAAACCCGCUCCCAUGUAUAUUCUGGACGAAGUUGAUGCCGCUCUGGAUCUUUCGCACACCCAGAAUAUUGGCAGACUUAUAAAAACUCGCUUCAAGGGAGCCCAAUUCAUUGUCGUUAGUUUAAAGGACGGAAUGUUCCAAAACGCAAACUGUAUCUUCCGUACACGAUUUCAAGAUGGUACGAGCAUUGUAAUACAAGAAAAAGGGGGGGAACACAAUCGCAAGCGGUAG